GCGUGCCUUGCUGCCUGUUUAGCUUGACGCCGCUCGAAAUGUCUAUUUUAGUUUGGAUCCCCACGGUCUGGAUGAAAACUUCACUUCUCAGAGAAAUGGGACGGCGAAACGCCAAAACCAUGAAGCUUCUGUGAACAGUGUUUGGGAGUAAAGCCGCCGGAGACUCCAGGAUAUCUUCUCUUUCAUUUAUUGGUCGAAAACUCACAAGAUGAUGUCCGACGCCAGCGAUAUGUUGGCAGCAGCCUUGGAGCAAAUGGAUGGGAUCAUAGCAGGCUCCAAGGCCAUGGACUACUCCAACGGGCUGUACGACUGCCAGUCGCCCACCUCCCCUUUCUUGGGUGGCCUCCGGGUGCUGCACCUGCUGGAGGACCUGCGGGGAGUCCUGGAGCUCAUGGACAUCGAGGAGAGGGACAACCUGCGAUGCCAGAUCCCCGAUUCCACUGCAGACGGGCUGGCAGAGUGGCUGCAGGGGCGAUUGACCAACGGCCACGGCCCAGAAGCCGUCUACCAGGAGCGCCUGUCGCGGCUGGAGAGCGACAAAGAGUGUCUUGUUCUUCAGGUAAGUGUCCUCACAGACCAGGUCGAGGUGCAAGGUGAAAAGAUUCGGGACCUGGACACCUGCCUGGAUCAUCAUCGGCAGAAACUGAAUGCUACUGAGGAGUUGCUGCAACAGGAGCUGUCGAACCGGACGACGCUGGAGACCCAGAAGCUGGAGCUGAUGACCGAGGUGUCCAGUCUGAGGCUGAAGCUGACGGCCGUGGAGAGAGAUCACAGGGACAACGAGGGCUUGUACCAGGAAGUAACGGACCUGCGGUUCAGGGUGACUGACAUCGAGAACGAACGACUGCAGUGUGAGAAGAAACUCAAAGUUACCAAAGAGGAGCUGCAGCUUCUGCAGAGGCAGCUGGAGGAGCGAGAGGAGGACCUGAGGAGGCUGAAGGACGAGAGCAGGCUGAGGGGGGAGAGCCACAGCAGCUCCGAGGGAGGAGAGAGAGAUACCGAAGUGAUGAAGAUGAAGAUGGUGUUGGAGUCACUGGCGUCGACCAACGACGUGAAGGAACAUCGGAUAAAGGAGCUGGAGGAGUCGCUCACUAAGUGCCAGAAAGUGCCGGAGCAGGUCAAAGAGAAGUUCAAUGAAGACGACUACGACGACAUCCCAGACGAUCCCUCGCUUUCCGUGUCCAUGGACGUGGACCAGGUCACAGCGGCGUUGGAAGGGGAGGCAGGAAGAAGCUCUGGCGAGUCCAUUCCAUGUAUAGCAGUGCUUUCUGAAAUGAACGACCUGGACAGAGAACAACAGUUACAGGCGUCCGGAAGUUUGUCAGACGUCCCACAGCCGGGCGGCUCAGGCACUGCGAGCAGCAGCAGCGAUCAGGCCAAAAAUAAAGCAGGACCCAGUUCCUCAUCUCCUUCCAGAGCAAGUGACGGGAGUUUCGGGACCAAGAAGGCCCGUUCCUCUUUCGGCCGUGGCUUCUUCAAACUGCGUGGAGGCAAGCAGACAGCCAGCUCUCCGAACCUGGCUGAGACGGAGCGUAAAGGCACAGAUCACCUGGACUUGGCCGGCGUCCCCCCGCGGAAACCUCACGACGGAGCCCUUCUGCCGUCCUCGCCGGAAACCAAAAAGAAGUCCAAAGGCUUCAGGAAGUUCUUUGGCAGACUAAAGAGGAGCCACUCCAGCUCCUUCAACCUCAACGAUGACGCGGAGAUGGAGUUCAGGAGGGGAGGAGUCAGAGCCACAGCCGGCCCUCGACUCGGCUGGUCACGUGAAUCUAAACACAAUGUGGUCGACGUUCCCUUCUCGCACUGGAGUAAAGACGAAGUGUGUGCGUGGCUGCAUCAGCUGGGCCUCGGCUUGUACAUCCCUCAGGGUCAGAGCUGGAUCAAAUCGGGCCAGACGCUCCUGAGGGCGUCGCAACAUGAUCUGGAGAAGGAGCUGUGCAUGAAGCACCCUCUCCACAGGAAGAAGCUGCAGCUGGCUCUGCAGGCUCUCGGGUCCGAGGAGGACGACCUGAAGGGCAGACUGGACCACAACUGGGUGACCCGGUGGCUGGAUGACAUCGGCCUGCCGCAGUACAAAAGCUACUUUGACGAGGCCCGUGUGGAUGGAUGCAUGCUGCACUACAUGACGGUGGAGGACUUGCUGUCUCUGAAGGUGGGCAGUGUUCUCCAUCACCUCGGCAUCAAGAGGGCCAUUCAGGUCCUCCGCCUCAACUGCUACGAACCCAACUGCCUCAGGCGACGACCCUCCGACGAGAACAACAUGACCCCAGCAGAGAUCUCCCAGUGGACCAACCACCGAGUGAUGGAGUGGCUGCGCUCUGUGGAUUUGGCCGAAUACGCUCCCAAUCUGAGGGGCAGCGGCGUUCACGGAGGUCUGAUGGUGUUGGAGCCCCGCUUCAACGUAGAAGCACUCGCCCUCCUGCUCAACAUUCCUCCCAACAAAACCCUGCUGAGACGCCACCUGGCGACGCACUUCCACCUGCUCAUCGGCUCCGAGGCGCAGCGGCUCAAACAGGACUGUCUGGAGAACCCGGACUACAUCGUCCUCACCGCCACCGCCAAGGUCAAGCCGAGACGCCUGUCAUUCGGGGGUUUCGGCACUUUGAGGAAGAAACGUCACGACGACGCCGACGAGUACGUCUGCCCCAUGAACGUGGAAAUGCCCAAGAGCAGCAGCUUCCAGGCGGGCGUCCGGAUCUACGAGGAACACCUCGACCACCUGGAGCAGAUGGAAGACUCCGAAGGGACCGUGAGACAGAUCGGAGCAUUUUCUGAGGAAAUCAACAAUCUAACGAGCAUGCUGAAGGAAGAUGAGUCUAUUCUGGAGAUUUCCGUCGACGCGGCAGAAAGCGACCACAACUCUGGGGUUUGAUCGAGGCUUCGCUUUGUGAAGAACGGAACAAACAACAGUCCAAAUCUGUGUGUUUUACAGCCAUAGCUUUCAUGACCAUAUAAAUAUAGAAUAUAUAUUUAUUAAAGCUGUCCAAAAUGUAAUGCAUGAACUGAAAAUGCAAGGUGUUAUUGCAUUAAUGUACCUUUUUAUUAUUGAAACAUUUGUAUUUUGUUUUCAGUAAUCGGCGAGGUAUUUCAUACUUAUGUUUUGAGUGCAGUAAGUUUUCAUGCACUCGGCUACAGUCAGAUUCCUUUUUGAAUGUGGUACGUAAAGCUGCUUUAAGAUCAUUUCAAUAAAAUUACAACCAUCCUCACAUUUAUUUCUAGUGGCAUCUAGCCACAUAUAGUUUGGGUUUUUUGUGACGCUCACAGCACUGAAAAUGUACUUUAAUUGUUUAAUAGCAGCUUAUCCUCCACAAAGUGUCCUUACACUUUUCAGAUCUGUGAGUUAUGAACGGUUUCUAUUGGCACUAUUCUUUUAUCGGUGCGUCACGCAGGAACCCAGAACAUUGUUACGGUUUUCAAUGCUGUGAGCACUUCACGUUAUUCCGUUCACCUUCGUGUUGGGGUCAAGGCAUACAUCUCAAAACCAGAAUGAAUUGGCUCGAUACCGCUAGAGGAUGUGAGAAAUGCUAAUAUCUUUAGUUUCCAUACCACUCGUAACUGCUUUAGGAAGCUACAACCCUUGAUUGAGUGAUUAGCUUAGUAUAAAAGACCUGAGGCCUGGCUCUAAAGCUCCGCUAUUAAUACUUCAUAAUCCAAACACCCCACAAAUUGACCAAAUGAGACGCAUCCUUAGUCAAUAAACUCCUGGCUUUAGCGCUAUACUAAUGAGUAUUAUUGAUCCUCUUGGCGUUUCUCCAAAAAGGUCAAACUCUUACUUUUAAAGAAACAGCGUGACUGAAAAAACAUGAA
This is a messenger RNA of Cyclopterus lumpus (lumpfish), 3807 nucleotides long. RefSeq names its product PPFIA binding protein 1a (gene ppfibp1a). NCBI's taxonomy places the organism in Eukaryota, Metazoa, Chordata, Actinopteri, Perciformes, Cyclopteridae. Gene Ontology annotation, molecular function: protein binding. The record is from RefSeq and is a predicted model, not a curated record. Gene Ontology annotation, cellular component: presynaptic active zone. The transcript has 25 exons. Gene Ontology annotation, biological process: neuromuscular junction development. Bases 209 to 2872 code for a protein of 887 amino acids.